AUGUCCUAUCCUCCUGCUAGGGGUCAUCCUUUAAAUCCUAAUACUGUUGUAGAUCGUGAUUGUCUUACAGCUCCAUUGAAUGGGGGUCCAGGUUGUCCAGCUAAACCUUUCCCUUGUGGUGGUUACCCAGUUGAUUCAGCAUUUGGUGUCACUUUUAACGCUGGUCAAGUAUUUGAAGUACAAUUUCAAAAUCCUGGUGUUCCAAAUCCUACUGAUACUAGUGAUCAAGGUCGUCAUAAUGGUGGUUUAUGUGAAUUUGCAUUAUCAUAUAAUGGUGGUAGUACCUGGACCAAAAUUGCCACUUACCACAGAACAUGCCCUGACGUUUUCUACAGAUGGCCAGUCAAAAUUCCCGAAAAUGCUCCAACUUGCGAUACACUUGGUCAAUGUAUACUUAGUUGGUCUUGGAUAAACGCUCUCGGAAAUCGUGAAUUCUAUCAAAAUUGUGCUGACGUGAGAAUUAUGGGACAAUCUACUACACCAUUACCAAUAAUAGAUAUUACCAAAGCCAAUUUACCUGAGUUUGGAACUACUCUUACCCCAGAAGGAGAUCCAGCCAAUACUGGAAAUGCGAGGGGUUCAGGUCCACUUGCGGAAGAUGUUACAGCUAAUUUACAACCAUUUGCACCAGGAACUACAAAUACUCAACCAUCACCCAAAAAGCCAUCACCAUCAUGUGAAGAAGGAAUAAUCAGAUGUGUAAGAAACAACAGAAGUCCUUAUUAUAUUGCUUGUCAUAAUGGAAAGAAAACUACUCUUAAAUGUAAAGGUCGUUCGGAGAACCUGAAAACUUUUAAAAAUGCUGCUAAAGUGCAUAAAACAAAAAAUGAUAAACCUGCAGUUAUUGUUUAUGAUAUUGUAUGUCGGUUGGUUCAUCAGAAUCCAGAAAUCCUUUAUUUCCUCCAAGGCGAUGCCAAAGAUAAUGCCGAUAUUGGAACAUACAUUGCGGUGUUUGUCAGUAAUGAAGGAGUUGCCCUGAGAAGAAUGGAAUCUCAUAGUGCCCGGUCUCGUGCACAAACGCCAGUGGAAGUUGGUGAUUUUAACGAGGAAGAAUCAAUGAGAUAUUUAGGAAAGCUGGAGGAAGUGGCAAAUAAAUUUAUGGAUGGACAAUCCUUCGAAGAGAUUUAUAUUGAUUCAUUUAGAAAAUUAUUCGCGAAUGAGGAGGAAUACAUUGGAGUUUUAAAAGAUACAUUCGGGAAAACUCUG
Molecule: messenger RNA, 1206 nt
Organism: Diversispora eburnea
Lineage: Eukaryota; Fungi; Glomeromycota; Glomeromycetes; Diversisporales; Diversisporaceae
Source: the annotation of a GenBank genome assembly